UUUUGUAAACAAAGCUGCGGCCGGCGAGGGUCAGCCAGCAGCCGUGCUCACUGCUCAGCACAGGCACCAUAACACCGCACACACACACACACACACACACACACACACACUACGGAAUAGUUUCUUCUGCAAUGAAUAACAUGACGCAUUUUUCACCUGGAAUCUGUUUCAAGAAUUCUACUCGUAGAGAGGCAAUAUCUACCUCAGAUAUAAAGACUGAGCCAGAGAAUGAAUGGUUCAGUGACAGUACAGACAGUGCAGAUGAACCACACACAAAAAUAUGCCGAUGGGAACCAGAAAGUAGUGAUCACAGCUGGGGCUUUCUUCCCAUCCCUGGAAAAUUUUUACAGUUAGAUCAGAUUAUUGACAUUCUCAAAAGCACUGACAAAGUCCUUGAGUCAGUGCCCCGUGGUGAGAAAAAUAAUGUAUUCUUUAUUUUAGAAGACUCAAAAAAUGCUCUAAGGAAAAGAAUGAAUAUGAGAACUGAUUAUCAUGAUGACUGCGGUGUUUGGGACAGUCAGAAGGGAAAGACUGCAAACACUUACAUCACAUUUUGUGAUGAAAGUUUUAAAACUGUGUCUCUGAAGGAUGGGCUCCUCUGUAGUGAGAGUCGUAAGAAAGGGGUGUCACACUGGAUUCCACUUGACCCACAGCCUGACUGGAACACGGUGGUGAAGGUGCAUCGCUACUAUACCACCCUGAAAGGCAACGACAGCUACAAGAGACGCAUCACCAGUGUGUCAGGUGGAGAGUUUUCUGAUCGUGUGGUAGUGGAGUAUGCCGGAAUUCGAACUGGUCCAAUCACAGUUCAUGGAAACUCAAAAUCUGCCAGAGAAUACAUGCGCACGAAUCCAAGACUGCUGGAGAGGAUGAAUGAAGAAAUAAAAAACAAAUCACCAAAGCAAGUAUAUGAGGAAAUGUUACAGGACAGUGAGCUAGGUGUUCCAAGGAGUCUCAAACAGGUGGCUGAUGUAAAAUAUCGGGCAUCCAGGAGGGAGCACCAGAAGGAGGUGGUAAAAGUUGCUGACGAGAAUCUUGAUUUUCUGACAAUGCUGGAGGAAAAUCCAAGUGUCCAGGCAGUGAUCCAUCGGAAAGACUUACCCUCGUGUGUCAUUUUGCACAGUGGUGAUCAGCUAGGAGAAAUGAAAAGAAACUUGGAAAAUGAAAGUGUGAUUGGAGUAGACUGCACUUAUAAGGUUGGCGAUUGUUACAUCACAAUGACUGUGUACCGGAACUCUAGGGAUCUGCAUGAAGAGACACUUGAGCCACUCCUGUACCUUGGGCCUGUGCUUCUUCACUGGGAUGUGGAAUUAAAGACGUAUGUUUCCUUCUUCUCAUAUCUGAUGAGUGUUUUAGGUGACAUGGAGCCUACUUUUGAAGUUAAGUUGGGAGAUGAAAUAGAGUUAGCUGUGUUAGAUGCAUUAGAGAAUUGUUUCCCAUCAUCAGUGCUUAUAAUGAACUGCCAAUGCUUAGAAGAAAAUGUAAAUAGAAAACUCUCUCUCAUCCUGGGUGAUAGACCAGAAGAGUGCUCCAUGAUUUUAAUGAAAAUGUUUAGUGCAGAAGGCAUUGCCAGUAGUCCUACCAUGUUAGACUUUGAAGAUAGAGUGUCAAACUUGAGAAGUUAUUUUGAGAAAUUUCCUGAUUUUAAAAGUUAUUUUGAUGAGCUGCAGCCCCUUUUGUAUUCAUAUGUGUGUGAACCACAACAGAGAGGUGUCUCGCAGAAGUUGUGGACAAAGAGCAAUGAUGAAAUUUUAAGUGGCCUUUUAAAAUCGACUGUGCGGCAGAAACACCACAAAUUACCUGACCUUGUUGAGAAGAUCUGCAGUGUGAGUAGACUGCAAAUGUUGGAUGUAGAGAGUGUUAUGUGAAAACAGUAGUAUGUGUUGGGUGUCUAAAGGAUGGUGCCUUACUGUGGCACUGCUUCGUUAUUUUAGCACCUUUAGCACACAUAUACUGCUGCAGAAAGUCCUCUUAUAACUUAUUAGAUUAUCAAGGAUUUCUGAAAAUAUCUAAGAUGUAAAAUUUCAAUCUGAUGAAAAAGUAAAUCUUGAAUAUUAGAUAAACAAUACAUGCAUGCAUGUAAAAGGUCAUGGUAUUGAGUUUUGAUUUUAUGAAUAAAUAAAUAAGUAUAUAUAUAUAUAUAUAUAUAUAUAUAUAUAUAUAUAUAUAUAUAUAUAUAUAUAUAUAUAUAUAUAUAUAUAUAUAUGUGUGUGUGUGUGUGUGUGUGUGUGUGUAGACACACAUAUUAUGAACAAAAUAGUGUUUGUUAAUGUUAAAAGGUACAAAUUUAGAGACAUGACAUAAGGAGAAUGUAUGCUUGAAGAAUAAAAGGAGCAGAUAGCCUCAUGUGGUGUAGAGGAUUGGUACAAUUGUAACAGUCAGAAGAUAAACUUAACAAGAUGUACAGAUAUUUUAUAUAAGUAAUGUGCAGGUUAUUUUUGUACAAGAUUUGAAGCGGAACUUAAACCAUAAACAAUCCUCAUAGAUAUUUUUUCUAUUUUAUAAAAAUAUUACUUUUAUGUUAUAUUCAUAUGAAUAAUAUAUUUAUAAAAAAAAACUUUCA
This is a messenger RNA of Portunus trituberculatus (swimming crab), 2563 nucleotides long. RefSeq lists its product as uncharacterized. The transcript is spliced from 2 exons. Lineage: Eukaryota; Metazoa; Arthropoda; Malacostraca; Decapoda; Portunidae. The coding region runs from base 132 to 1868 and encodes 578 amino acids. The record is from RefSeq and is a predicted model, not a curated record.